Messenger RNA from Eremothecium cymbalariae DBVPG#7215, 621 nucleotides. RefSeq names its product translation elongation factor 1 subunit beta (gene EFB1). NCBI's taxonomy places the organism in Eukaryota, Fungi, Ascomycota, Saccharomycetes, Saccharomycetales, Saccharomycetaceae. Gene Ontology annotation, molecular function: translation elongation factor activity; guanyl-nucleotide exchange factor activity. Gene Ontology annotation, cellular component: eukaryotic translation elongation factor 1 complex; cytosol. The record is from RefSeq and is a predicted model, not a curated record. The coding region runs from base 1 to 621 and encodes 206 amino acids. Gene Ontology annotation, biological process: translational elongation. The transcript is spliced from 2 exons.
AUGUCCUUUUCUGACUUCUCUAAGAUCGAAACUUUGAAACAGUUGAACACCUUCUUGGCUGACAAGUCAUACGUCGAAGGUACUGCUGCUUCUCAAGCCGAUGUUGUAGCUUUUAAGGCUUUCCAAAGUGCUUACCCAAACUUCUCUAGAUGGUUCAACCACAUUGCUUCUAAGGCCGAUGAGUUUCAAACUCUACCAGCUGCUACCGCUUCUGCUGCUGCUGAAGAAGAAGAAGACGAUGAGGACGUUGACUUGUUCGGUUCUGAUGAAGAGGAAGACCAGGAAGCUGAGAAGUUGAAGGCUCAAAGACUCGCUGAAUACAAUGCUAGAAAGGCAGCCAAGCCUAAGCCAGCAGCCAAGUCUAUUGUCACAUUGGACGUUAAGCCAUGGGAUGAUGAGACUGACUUGGAAGCUUUAUUGGCUAGUGUCAAGGCCAUUGAAAUGGACGGUUUGUGCUGGGGUGCUCACCAAUGGAUUGCAGUUGGUUUCGGUAUCAAGAAGUUGCAAAUCAACUUGGUUAUUGAAGAUGCAAAGGUCUCUUUGGAUGAGUUGCAACAAGCUAUUGAAGAGAACGAGGACUACGUUCAGUCCACCGAUGUUGCCGCUAUGCAAAAGUUGUAA